UUGCUGCGGUUGAACGGACGAGCCUUCGUCCAAACUGAAGCUUUCGUCCAAAGUGGAGCCUUCGUCCAAACUAGGGCCUUCGUCCAAAGUGGAGCCUUCGUCCAACGUGGAGUCUUCGUCCAAAAUGGAGCCUUCGUCCAAAGUGGAGCCUUCGCCCAAAAUGGAGCCUAUGGACCCCACAGACUCCACGACACCUGAUAAUCAAAACUCGCUAUCGGAUUAUUCAGAACAGGUAUUCGUAAAGGACCGAUCAUGCACCGAUUUUUUUGUUAUAAUUGUCCUAUUCGUGCUGGUGGGUGGUUUUGUCUUAAUGAUGACGAAUGUGAUGAAAGAGGGUGACAUAUACCGCGUGAUAAAUGGAUACGAUGAUUAUGGAAAUGUAUGUGGUCGUGUAACUCCGGACGAUCCGGAACGUGAGGGUAAGGGUGCUGAUUACACCCACAAACCGUAUCUCAAGAUGGAUUUGAAUAUAACUAUAUCCACGUACGAGAAAGAAAAAAAUAAUUCCGUGACUCGAUUAUCGGUGCACGUGAAAAAACGUACAUGCGAGAGGUGCUGUGCAGAGGAUGAGUUUAAAGUUUCAUGCAGUAAAUAUAAACUUAAUUAUUUUUUCUUCCAAUUGUUUUUUCUAACAACAAUUUCCGUUUCUCUGUCUCGUAGAAUAUUAUUCCUAAAGCGCUGUAUUAAUAAGACAAUUGACAACUCCACAAGGUUCGACCCUAGUCAUUUCAGUAACGCAGUUACUGAUGUGAUAAUCGUAUGGCGUGAAUUGAUUUACCUUUUGCUUAUAGCUUUAACACUUUCCGUCGGUAUCCUGGUAGCCUUCCGCUAUAUGAUACAAUAUAUCAUUUAUGUCAUAUUGAUCGGCACAGUUUUGACUUGCAACGGUGGCACAACGUACCUCUGGCUAGCGUGGUACCAGGAAAAAGAGAGUGUGGAAAGAUGCGAGAUCUAUGAGGAGAAUUCCAGCGUGGAACCCUACUUUAUCUACGCUACUAUUAUGUCUGUUGUUUCUGUGAUUGUUUUUCCAGUGGUUCUAGUGAUGAGAAAAAGAAUCAAACUAGUCAUACAGCUUUUCCGAGAGGCGAGUAAAGCUGUGUAUUCAAUGCCGGCGUUGCUAUUUCAGCCUCUUUACACCUACUUGCUGAUUGGAUCUACUGCAAUAGCAUGGUUAUACUGUAGGCUAUGGAUAAGUAGCGCCGAAAAUGACGGUGAUAACAUUGAGUUGAUUUGGGAAAAUGAAAUCGAGAUAGUUAAUUCCAAGGAAGAUGCAUUUUUUAUUGUAUGGGAAUGGUACAAUCAAUGUUUAUUCAUCGUGGUGUGUUCAUUCUAUUUGGGUUGCCAACAUAUGAUCGUUGCUUGUGCUGUUGCCCAAUGGUUCUUUACAAGGGAUAAAAGACGUCUCUCUUCACCAGUAGCAAAAAGCUUCGGAUAUGUUAUAAGAUAUCACUUGGGUACCGUGGCUUUCGGAGCAUUAAUAUAUUUUAUCAUCGAAAUUUUACAAUUUUAUAGAUUAAUAUUAGGUAUAAUUAAAGUUAUCAGAGCCAUGAUAACUUUCAUCCAAAAGUUUCUGAAAAGGUAUGACAACUCAUGCGUGAAAAGAAUCUUAUGCUGUUGUCAAUGUUGUCUUUGGUGUCCUGAUCGCGCUGUAAAACUUGCUAAUAAAAAUAUUUAUGUCGAAACAGCCAUAUAUGGAUGCAACUUUAACACCGCUGGAAAAAAGACGUUGCAGGUAACCAACAAUUUGCGAGAAGCGGCGAUUGACUACGUUGGCGUCUUCGUCCUUUUUUUGGGUAAAAUCCUCGUUGUCACUCUUACGGUCGUUUCGGGGGUAUACUUGAUACAGAAAAAGAAGGGGCUUAAUCAUCCUUGGAUACCAAUCACUCUCGCGGGGAUAUUCGCAUUCCUGGUUUCGCAUUGUUUCAUAUCAAUCUAUGAAGUUAUUAUUGAUACAAUAUUUAUAUGCUUCUGCGAGGAUUGCGAGAAGAAUGACGGCAUCAACCGACCUUAUUUUAUGAGCCGUGGUUUGAUGGAAUUCGUGAAGAACAGGAAAAAAGCUGUAAGGCAUUUGGAACAAUAAGGUGCUGCAGCUACAUAACAAGCAUUAGACAUUAAGAAUAGAUUUUUUUUAAAUAUAUCACUUUAAAAAAUUCGAUGUUCGGUCAGUAUAA
Messenger RNA from Trachymyrmex cornetzi, 2171 nucleotides. Its product is annotated as choline transporter-like protein 1. The transcript is spliced from 16 exons. Gene Ontology annotation, cellular component: membrane. Gene Ontology annotation, biological process: transmembrane transport. Gene Ontology annotation, molecular function: transmembrane transporter activity. Lineage: Eukaryota; Metazoa; Arthropoda; Insecta; Hymenoptera; Formicidae. The record is from RefSeq and is a predicted model, not a curated record. The coding region runs from base 125 to 2080 and encodes 651 amino acids.